Molecule: messenger RNA, 3452 nt
Organism: Crotalus tigris (Tiger rattlesnake)
Lineage: Eukaryota; Metazoa; Chordata; Lepidosauria; Squamata; Viperidae
Product: NACHT, LRR and PYD domains-containing protein 12-like
Exons: 7
Coding region: 370-2979 (869 amino acids)
Cellular component (GO): cytoplasm
Molecular function (GO): protein binding
Source: RefSeq, a predicted model, not a curated record
CUUUCUCAGGAAAUGGAGAAUUUCCUAGCUUAGAAACUGGAAGGCAAGAACGGAUAUUGGUAAUGUGGCCUGGAGGCGCGAACUAAAGGCUUUGGUGCUUUUAGUUAUGGAGGGGAAGUCAGCAAACCGCUCUAUGAAGCAUCACCACUCAGAAAGUUCUGAAACGGCUCUGGAACAGCCCUGGAUUUUGUAUCGGAGACUUUCCCCACUGCUUGUGCUGUGGGACGGUAUCUCCCAUGUGGGAGGGGCACCAAAAUGUUUGGAAAGGCAUUAAGGAUUAAGAAGGGGGAAACCCACAGGAUGCCACCGUUCAUAAUUCAAAAUGAAAGGAGUUGUAACCGCUUCCUUUGACUGGUUUCCUAAACCGGAAUGGAAAAACUUCAUGAAUCGCUGGAAGAUGUUUUGCUGUUCGCCCUAGAUGAUCUCUCUGGAGAAGAUUUCAAGAGAUUCAAGAAUAAACUCAGCUUCUCCUAUUUUGAGGAGAAGGACCCCAUCCCAUGGGGCAAGUUAAAGGAUGCCCACACACUGGACGUAUUGCGGCUCCUUUUGGAAACGUACGGAGAUCAGGGCGCGCAAGACGUCACCAUCCAAGUCCUACGCGCUAUCAACAUGCGAAAUUCCGCCUCCCGACUUCAAAAAUGGAGAUAUAAUGAUCGCAAGAAGAAAUAUAAGAGGCACAUCCGACAGGUUUUUCAAAAUCGUUCUCAACUGGGCCCGCAGCCCAAUCCAAAGGUGACCUUCCAAGAGACCUACGUAGACCUUCUUCUGAAGAGGAGACCAGCUCUGCCCAAAACAGGUCAUGAGAUUAUGGCUGUGGAAAGAAAGUACUGGGAGAUGAAGACCCAUCCAGAAGAUGGCCUGAACGUUGAUCUGGAGAAUUUAUUUCAUCCAGAUCCUGAAGGAGAAAACUCCAAAACUCUUUUGUUGCUUGGACCUUCUGGGGUAGGAAAAACCACAGCCACGUGGAAGUUUAUGUUGGACUGGGCAUCAGAUAAACUAUGGCAGACCAAGUUUGAUUACGUCUUUUAUAUCUCUUGUGAUGCGCUCCGCUGUGGCGCCAAGUUUAUGAGUGCAACGGACUUGAUCCUCAACAAUUGUCCUUCAGGAAUGGUUUCCAUGGAGGAUGUUUUGGCCAACCAAGACAACCUCCUCCUCAUUGUUGAUGGUUUGGAGGACCUGAAGCUCUCUGAUGUCUCAGUUGAUAUGCUGGACAAGGAUCCCCACCGAAGGCAAGAGGUGAUGAAGCUGUUGAUGGGUCUGCUCAAGAAAAAGAUCCUUCCGAAGUGUCAUCUCCUGGUGACCACAAGGCCCAUGGGUGUAAGCCCAAUGGUGAAGUAUCUGAGAUCACCACUCUUGGUAGAGGUGUUGGGUUUUCAUCCUGUGCACAGGAAGGAAUAUUUUCAUCACUUCUUUCAAAAUAUGGAACAAGCCAACCAGAUCUUUGAACUGAUUCAAAAAAAUGAAACUCUUUUCAGUCUGUGUUUUCUCCCUGCAACCUGUUGGGUCAUUGGCUCCAUUUUUCAACAAAACCCGCAGACAGAACUUCUUCAAGAUAUCCCAGAAACUGCAACACUCACCGAAAUUCACCUGCGUCUCCUCCUGAGUUUCUUGGGUACCUUUUCCAAGCAAGGUCACCUGGAAGACCUUUGCUCUUUAGCGAAAGAUGGGAUGAUCCACGGAACAAUGGUCUUCCAUGAAGAAGAGCUGAAGCAACGUGGCUUGGAUUACUUGACUUCAGACUCUUCUUCUGCAAAUAAGAAAGUUUUCCUCCAAGAUGUUCAGGUGGGAACUUUGUACAGGUUCACCCACUUGAGUUUUCAGGAGUUCUUUGCUGCCUUGUUCUACUUGCUGGACACUGAGGAGACCACCCGAACACCUUACCAAGACUUGAGUGAGAUAUUUGGUGAUAAGAAGGAGAGCAGCAACAGAUACCUCAUGUUAAUCCAUUUUCUCUACGGCUUGUCCAACGUGGAAAGGAUGAGUGUCCUUCAAGAAUCGUGGUCCUUCAAGAUAUCCACGACUAAGGUUCGGUCAGAAUUGCUAAGCUGGGUGGAUCAGAAAGCCAAGGCUCACUCCUUCAGAAGACAAGAGGAUCUGCUGGAAUUGUGUCAUUGUAUUUAUGAAAUGAAGGACAUCGUCUUUGCCCAGACAACAAUGAAGCAUAUCCACAAUAUGGAUCUCAGAACACAACUUCUGACCAAGCUGGACUUUGAAGCUUUAUCAUUUUGCCUGUCAGCUGCUGAAACUCUGAAUUCAGUUCAGCUCUCGGGCUAUGAGUUUGGCCUUCAAAGAUUUCAACAACUUUUACCAGGAUUCUUGAAAUCUUCAGAGAUCCAGUUGAACCGCUGUGGCCUCUCCCCCACUGCAUGCAAAGACUUGACACCCAUCGCAAUGACCAACACAAGGCUGACCAGUCUGGACCUGGGUGAGAAUCCCCUGGAGGAUCCCGGGGUCACCUAUUUGUGUGAAUGGUUUCUUCAGCCCACCUGCCAACUUCAAAGCCUCAGGCUGUACUCCUGCAAUCUCACAGCCGCUAUCUGCCAGCUCCUUUCACAGGUCCUGGAAUCCAGCCAUUCCCUUCUGGAGCUCAAUCUGGGGGCGAACCCCCUGGGUGAUGGGGGAGCAAAGCAGCUGUGCCAAGGGCUGAAGCACCCCUCUUCUGGGCUGCAGAGACUCAUUUUACACUCCUGUGGCAUGACAGCCCUUGCCUGUGAAGACCUGGCCUCUGUUUUGGAGACCAGCCAGACCCUCUUGGAGCUGAACCUGGGCGAUAACAGCCUGGGAGAUGAAGGAGUCAGGCAGCUAUGCCAGGGGUUGAGACAAAGGCACUGCAAGGUUCAAAAGUUGAUACUUACAAUGAAAUCGUUAAACCAAAACACGAAGUGGAAAUUGCGGGCAGCUUGUGCGAGGCAUCCUGGCUUAGUUCUGACUCCCUACUAUCCUCCGGAUUUCCCCCGCUUCCCAGGUGAUGAAGAGUAAAGGUGGAGUUCACACCUGCUUUCCUUGGGCCCCCUCAAGGAUUGGAAGGUUGGUGAGGUGGGUGGUAGAUCGGGAAACCUUCAAAGGCCAGCUCAGCUCAGCUCACCUUUUGCAUUACCUGUUGCAUCGCAGUCAUAUAUCUGAUUCACAUGCCUGGCUAUGAGGCUUAUGAUUGCCCUCUGGACUUAGAGCAAGUGGGACUUGGCCAUGUGGAAGAUUUUUUCAACUGGGAUCCCCAAAGGGGGGAUAAUCCCCAACUAGCAUGUCAGAAGAAUAUCCUGCUCCGGUUUGAACCGGGAUUGGCAUAAGAAUGAUACUGGAGUCACUGCUUGAAGAGGAAGAAGUAUAUUCAACAAAGAUGAUUAGCGAACUGGAGCUAAAACAUAUGAAGAACAGUUGCGGGAAUUGGGGAUGCCUAGUUCAGGGGUAGGCCUGCCCUUGGCUCUUUUAUGACUCGUGGACUUUGAUGAAAG